Messenger RNA from Ochotona princeps (American pika), 1729 nucleotides. It is a transcript of the gene PRSS8, whose product is annotated as serine protease 8. The coding region runs from base 137 to 1147 and encodes 336 amino acids. Gene Ontology annotation, biological process: positive regulation of sodium ion transport; proteolysis. The transcript is spliced from 6 exons. NCBI's taxonomy places the organism in Eukaryota, Metazoa, Chordata, Mammalia, Lagomorpha, Ochotonidae. Gene Ontology annotation, molecular function: serine-type endopeptidase activity; sodium channel regulator activity. The record is from RefSeq and is a predicted model, not a curated record.
ACCCAGCCGAGCUCAGAUCCCGGAACCCCUUACUUUGGAGUCAGAUACCUGGAUCCUGCUGUGGAAGGCAGCUCCGGGUUCUUCCCUUGUCUACCUGGUGUCUCUCCUGCUCUCCCGGGGGCCCUCAUCCUGGGCCAUGGCCCGGAAAACGGGCUUGGGGCCUGGGAAGCUGAAAGCCGUGGCCAUCCUGCUGUCUUUUGGACUACUCCAGGCUGGAAUGGGAGCUGAUGAGGCUGAAGUCCCCUGCGGUACCACUGUCCAAGCACGCAUCACCGGUGGGAGCAAUGCCAACCCUGGUCAGUGGCCCUGGCAAGUCAGCAUCCUCUACAAUGGCGUUCAUGUGUGUGGUGGUUCUCUUGUUUCUGACCAGUGGGUACUGUCAGCUGCUCACUGCUUCCCCAGUGAACAUGCUAUGGCAGACUACGAGAUCAAGCUGGGGGCUGACCAGCUGGACACCUACUCUAAUGUCACCAAGACCAGUGGUGCAGCUGAAGUCAUCGUCCACCCAGACUAUCACGAGGAGGGCUCCCAGGGCGACAUAGCGCUGCUCAAACUCUCGGAAAAGGUCAACUUCAGCCGCUAUAUCCGGCCCAUCUGCCUUCCUGCAGCCAACGCCUCCUUCCCCAAUGGCCUCAAAUGCACUGUUACUGGAUGGGGCUAUGUGGCCCCCUCAGUGAGCCUUCCGAGCCCCAAGCCCCUGCAGCAGCUGGAGGUACCGCUCAUUAGCCGUGAAACAUGCAACUGCCUGUACAACAUUGACGCUAACCCUGAGGAGCCCCACUUCAUCCAGGAUGACAUGCUGUGUGCAGGAUAUGUGACAGGGGGCAAGGACGCCUGCCAGGGUGACUCCGGGGGCCCACUCUCCUGCCGUAUGGAUGACCGCUGGUAUCUGGCAGGCAUUGUGAGCUGGGGUGAUGCCUGUGGGGCCCCCAACAGGCCUGGGGUGUACACUCUGACCUCCCGCUAUGCCUCCUGGAUCCACCAACAAGUGCCUGAACUGCAGCCUCGUGUGAUGCUUGAGACCCAGGAGUCCCAGCCUGACAGUUACCUCUGUAGCUCAGCGCCAGCUCUCCGCGGGCUGCGGCCCAGCCUCCUGCUGCCACUGGGCCUGACCAUGAGCCUCUUCUGCCUGUGGCACAAGCAGUGAGUGAAUCGCCCUGGAAGCUGCUCCCGCUCUGACACAUCACACCUGAGGAUGGACGCUGCAUGCCUUGUUCCCAGGAAGGGCCUGGCUUGGGCCACACCACCCGAUCUGCUCAGGCCCAGGUGGGAGGCCAGGCCCUAACCUGAUAUUCGGAGCCCAUUCUUCUGGCUUGGUCUAUGGGCUUAUAACCCACAAGCCUGCAUCUCUGCUGGCAGUCCUGGCUGCCUCCAUCUGCCAUCUGCAAGCCCAUAGACUGGGCUCCUCCCAAACUCCCAAGGACAAUCGUGAGAUGAGCCCUGGCUUCCAUUUGUUUCUCUGAAACUGGGCAGCUACCCAGCUGAUUGCUGCUGAGGCUUGGGCCAGAUUCUCCGGCCCCACCAGCACACCUGCCCACCGAGCCGUCACUUGGCCUCCUGUCUUCUGGGCUUGGUUGCCUUCAGAACAGGAGAGGCCCCAAUCUUGCCCUAUGGGUCACCAAGCCCCCUUGAGCCCCGACUCGUGGACUCCGGAGGACUGAGCCCCCACCGGAGUUAGGCUGGGGAUUGGGGUGGGGACCAGAAGGAAGGAUUAAACAUGCAUACAGCA